CCCCUCUAUUUCGGACAUCAAAAGCUAUCAACAAUCUUCUCUUACGCUAACAACUGCAAUUUCGCUUAAAGCUCUCUAAUUUCUCUCUUUACUGCUAUAAUACUUCAUUCUUGAAAAACUUUCUUUAUUCUUCUUGUUAUUGCUAGUGUCUUUGCUUUACUGUUCUAUUAGUAGUUUCAUUUGUUUCUCAAUUUUUUCAAGCAUGGCAGAAUCAAAGGAUUGUCAUGUCAUCGUCGAAAUCCCUGUCGACGAAGAGCAUCAAGAAAAACUUUCUUCAGCCAUAACCACUGUAACUGCAAUUCUAAACCACCCAUUAAUGGAAAUUUCAAAAAGUCCAGGUCAUUUGUUACUUCUCAAGCUAUGGCAAAGAGAAGAAGAUCUCUCUGGCCGCAGAAUUGCAGCCAAAGAGGCCCGAAUGGAUAGCAUUCGGAGAGAAAUUUUUCAAAUUUGUUGUUUUUUCUUUAUAUUUCACGCGCUUUUCUUUACUAUUCUGUUCACAUCUGUUCCUGAGGACCACCAUCAUGAUAAUGUUAUGUGUCAUAAAUGGUGGAUCCCUUCAGUUUUAUCAGUUUGUACUUCGUUUUGUAUUGUGUUUUUGGUACAGGUGAAACUUUACAGGUUUUGGAAAGUGUCGAGGCAGUUACAGAGGGAGAGGGGGGAUGGUAGAGCACUAACGAGGUGUAUUUCGGAGUUGAGGAUGAAAGGGGCAAGUUUUGAUUUGUCGAAAGAGCCACAGAUUGGGAAGAAGAUGAAGAGCUCUAGUGUGGAGAUUAAAUGGAAGCCAUUGACUUGGUUAUCUCAGUAUGUUGUAACUAUUUGUCUUGUUUGUUUUACAGGAUUGGUGUUCCCUGCUUCCAGCCUCGUCCUCUGCAUUUGAUGAUCUUCAUCUUCAGUCUCAUUCAUACAUAAAUCAGCAAUUUGGACUCUGGAAAGUUGGCUCUUUGCUCCAAUCAGCUCGAAGACAUAAAAGAAGUGAAGAUUUUCGACAAAAAAAAAAAUGGGGAUAUAUAGAUGCAUACUCCCCACUCCCUAGCAACAGCAAGGUUUCUGCAUAUUUGAGAAGUCCCAAACUGGCUGAAAGAAGAACCCUUUUGCAAGACAUGGCAAGAAGGAAUUGGCUUCUGGUUCGAGUCACAGUAGAUGGAGCAAGGCUAGCCAGCGGAAGAUAAAGGCGGCUCAGUACAUGAAGCAUCCUGUUCACGCAGGGUCUACCAGACCAGCGGAACCUACACAGCUCAUUGUUGAUUCCACAGCUCGAAUGAGGUCAGACGUAGACAACUUUACCACUGAUCCAAGGCUCCCUUCAAGGUGCUGCCCAUGGACCUACACAAAAUAUUCUUCACCUCCAUCUGGUCAUGCUGCAAAUGACAUCAGUACCUACACAAAAUAUUCUUCACCUCCAUCUGGUCAUGCUGCAAAUGACAUCAGUAUCUUCUAAUAGCGUCUCUAUUCCGCUGAAACUUAUAAUCCCAGUGCUUGGAAUACCAGGCUCACUGCUCUGCCCAUUGCAAGAGUUCAAGAGCAAAGACCUAAAGUUUCGAGAGCCAGCACUUUUUAAGUUUGCAGGGAAAUACAGCUCUAUUAGUAAUGCUGAAACAGUACCCGAGUUCUAACGUCUCUUUCAUAAUCUGUACAUAAUUUAUCAAAAAUGAAGUACAAUACUACUCGAGUCUCAA
Messenger RNA from Lycium barbarum (goji berry), 1676 nucleotides. RefSeq lists its product as uncharacterized. The transcript has 2 exons. The record is from RefSeq and is a predicted model, not a curated record. Lineage: Eukaryota; Viridiplantae; Streptophyta; Magnoliopsida; Solanales; Solanaceae. Bases 203 to 877 code for a protein of 224 amino acids.